Messenger RNA from Salvelinus namaycush (lake trout), 828 nucleotides. RefSeq names its product trace amine-associated receptor 13c-like. NCBI's taxonomy places the organism in Eukaryota, Metazoa, Chordata, Actinopteri, Salmoniformes, Salmonidae. Gene Ontology annotation, molecular function: trace-amine receptor activity. Gene Ontology annotation, cellular component: membrane. The transcript has 2 exons. Gene Ontology annotation, biological process: G protein-coupled receptor signaling pathway. The coding region runs from base 1 to 828 and encodes 275 amino acids. The record is from RefSeq and is a predicted model, not a curated record.
AUGGAGAAACAUGAAGAUGUUCAGUACUGUUUUCAAGACGGAAACUCUUCUUGCAGAAAGGCUUUGCUAUCGACAUCUAUCUACAUAACACUGUACAUCUUCUUCUCAUUGAUUUCAGCGGUUACAGUAUUUUUGAACGUACUGGUGAUCAUCUCCAUCUCUCACUUCAAGCAGCUCCACACUCCAACCAACCUGCUCAUCCUCUCUCUGGCUGUGUCAGAUCUCCUGGUGGGACUGGUUGUGAUACCAGUAAUGACUGUAGCAAUAAUGGAAUCAUGCUGGGGUUUUGGGGAAUAUUUCUGUGUGUUUCAGAUCUACGUUACUUUAUUAUGUACUUCUUUAUCUCUGGGUAAUUUGGUCUUGAUAUCUAUUGACCGCUAUGUUGCUGUGUGUGAUCCCUUAUUGUACCACUCUAGAAUAACAAUACCAAGAGUGAUGUGUUGUAUAUCCAUUACCUGGUGUUGUUGUAUCAUAUACCGUGCUGCUAUUAUAAAAAACUUUGUAAAUGUACAGGUACCCAGUCGGUGUUUGAAUGAAUGUUUUAUUGUUGAAGGGUCAAUCUGGGUUAAUAUCAUUGACCUUGUAGUUACAAUGGUUGUCCCAUGCUCUAUUAUUAUAACACUUUAUAUGAACAUCUUUGUGGUGGCCAGAUCACAGGCCAGAAAUUGCCGGAAGAUCGUGAGUAAAAAGAGCCUCCGCGGUUUGCAUGGCGGACGGGAGCCCAGGCAGAGGAAGGAGAUGACAAGCUUUGGAAAACCGGUCCACAAUGACGAGAACGGUGGUGUUCCCCUGGGAGUGGGGAAGGUCAGUGACAAAGUCCAACAAUAG